Messenger RNA from Racocetra fulgida, 567 nucleotides. Lineage: Eukaryota; Fungi; Glomeromycota; Glomeromycetes; Diversisporales; Gigasporaceae. The record is from the annotation of a GenBank genome assembly.
AUGCAAACUACUACAUCUACCCGACUACAAAGAUCCCAAAGCAUACCAUUAUUACCUAUUCUAAUUUCAUCACCUAAUUUAUCGCCAACCAGAUCACCUGAUUUACCCUCAAGCAUAUCUCCUCUCUUACCUUUAAGUUCAACCAAGAAAAAUAAAAAUCAGCAAGUGCAGAAUGAAAUUGAAGAACUUUGUGCAGUUCAAAGACAGCAAGAACAUACCAUAUUGAGUGUAAAUGAUACUCUUAAUGAUUUAUUAUCUUUUGUAGAAUCCUUAACUAGUGAAAUCAGCUCAUUAAAAGUUUUAAGUUGGGCUGAAUCUGAGAAAGGUGAUAAAUAUAAUCUUGAUUAUAAUGCUAAAUGGGCUGAACAAAAACCCCGGCUAGCAAAAAAUACACUUCCUGUUCCUCUUGAAGUUUUUAGAGAACGGUAUAAUACUAAUAGAAUUGAGCUAUUAGAUAUGUUGCAGCAAAAAUUAAAGUCAAGAAGAAGUCUCAAUUCAAUUCGAAAAGACGAAAUUCGGUCUACCCAUUUUGAUGAGAGAAAUUACAAAAACACUUGUAAAACUGAG